AUGGGUUGCUCCAAGUCUAAAGUGGACAAUGAGGAGCCCGUGAGGCGCUCCAAGGACAGGAGGCAGCUCAUGAAGCAGCUCGUGCGCCGCCGCCCUGAGCUUGCAGCUGCGCACAUUGCAUACCUGCACGCCCUCCGCAACACAGGAGCCACCCUCCGGCAAUUUGUGGAGCUGGAGUCUGCAUUGUCACAGCAGCCUCCCGUAGACCUUGCGGCGCCGCCCUCACCUACUCCACAGCAGCCGCCUCCUCCUCCUGAACCCUCAGUGACAUCCUCAUUGCCACCCUCGCCACACCCCCCACCGCCUCUCCCUUUUAGUCCAAUAACCAUCAUUAGGAAGAUGGAGAAGAGAGAUAAUGAGCUGCCACCACCACCUCUGGUUUUGAGUCGAAUAAGAUUAAGAAAGAGGGAUGAUGAGCUCCAUGUGGGUGAUUUUACUGAUGAUGAUGAUGACACCGACAGCUGCUCAACUCCUCUACCACCACCCCUGCCACCCGGCAUAGAUUGGGAGGACUUGGAUCCCUACAAUGUGCGCUGCUUGAGUUUCCCAUCUCCAUUUGCUGAUAGGAACGAUAAAGAAGUGGCCUCGCAGGUUACCAUGGACAAUGAUCCUGAGGUAGACACAGAAUUUGAUGGAGAGGAGGAUGAAAGUGUGCUUGGCAAUGAUGACGGCAUUGUGGAUAGGGUCCAUGUGAAUCCAGCCAAGGGUAGGGCUCUGGGUGAUGGCAACUCUUCAAUGGUGAGCUGGGUGACAAAGGAUUCAGACUCUAUGGCGGUGCCUUGGAGGAGUAAGAAGUCACUUGUAGAGAUUGUUAAGGAGAUUGAUGAGUACUUCUUGAAAGCAGCAGCAACUGGGAAUGACGUUGUGGUUCUUUUGGACUCUGCUGGUGGGCGGCCUGAUGCCUUAGAGAUAGAGGCAAAGAAAGGUGCAGGAAAAAAUUCCAAAUCUGCAAAGGUUUUCUCCACGCUUUCUUGGAGCUGGUCUUUGAAAUCUCAGCAGGCUAACAGCGAAUCCUCAGUUCUGAAUUCUAGUGAUUCCUCUGGAUAUGGUUACCAUGGCAAGACGCUGGAGAAGCUUUACGAUGAGGAGCAAAAACUCUACAAGUUAAUCAAGGAUGAAGAAUUUGCAAGGCUCCAGUAUAAGAAACAUGUCUCAGUGCUACAAAAGCUAGAAUCAGGGGAGCAUGAUAGACUGCAUGCAGAAAGAGUUCGGGAUGCUAUUGAAGAACUGCAAACUAGGAUAAUCUCAUUGGAGGAAGCUGUGAGUUUGGCGUGUUUUUCCAUAUCAAAUCUCAGAGAUGAGGAAUUAUAUCCUCAGAUUAUUGAACUAUCUGUUGGGCUUGUGCAUAUGUGGAGAAACAUGUCCGAGUGCCAUCAGAUCCAGAACCAUAUUGCCCAGCAAGUUAGUCUCCUUGGCAACAUACCUGGGAGUGAACCAACAAGUGACAGUCAUUGCCAGGCAACAUCUCAGCUGGAAAUUGAGGUGUCUGGAUGGCACAAUGCCUUCUGCAAUCUCAUCACAUUGCAGCGUGAAUACAUUAGCAUCCUUAACCAAUGGAUUAGUCUCACAGGCUGCCUUCCAGAUGAUGGUGGCUUAAUGAGAAGUUCAUCUGGAAUCCGUAGCCUCUCCGAGGAACUCCAGCGUGCUCUUGACAGGCUACCGGAGAAGGUAGCAGCUGAAGCAAUAAAGACCUUUAUGUCAAUCAUACACUCUAUAGUUGUACAGCAGAGUGAGGAGCGCCAACUAAAGAAGAAGUCAGAUAACAUGGAUAGCAAGUUCCAGACCCAGUUAGAGAAACACAGUGAAAAUGCAAUGCAAAACUCAGCCCAGCCUCCAAAUAAGAAUCACUAUUCAGUAUCAAAGAAUGAAACGAAACUGGAUGCAUUUAAAAAGCAGGUUGAGGAGGAGAAGGCCAGAUACCUAACCUCUGUGAGAGUAAGCCGAGCCAUGACACUGAACAAUCUGCAGACAAGCCUUCCAAAUGUGUUCCAUGCUCUGGAGGAAAUGUCGGAUGAUGAUUCUUUGCUAGAGUACAGUGAAAUUGUUAUGAAGAUGUUUGGCAGUGAGGACGACGGAUUUGAGUUUUAUAACAACUACGCUUAUGAGAAAGGAUUUAGUGUGAGAAAGGAAUACUGCGAGUGGGACAACGGCCACAAUGAGAGGACCCUUCGAAAGUUUGUUUGCAGUUGUGAAGGUUUCCGCGCAGAGAAGGAGGUGAGGAGGGAGAUCAAGAAGCGGAGGCCGCGGAAUAUCACUCGUUGUGGAUGCCGUGCUCAACUUGUGAUUGCACAGGAUCCGAACACAGAGCAGUGGUAUGUGAAGGAUUUCAUCGACGAGCACAACCAUCCGAUGACGGAACCAGACCUUGCUUGCUUUCUGCAUUCACAUAGAAGAAUCAGUGAUGAUCAGAAAGCAGAGAUUGUGCAGCUGCAGAUUUCUGAGAUCCGCAAACACCAGAUAAUGGAUAUUAUGGUUAGGCGGUACGGUGGGUAUGAUAAGGUUGGAUUUACAUCAAGGGACAUUCACAAUUUCUGCCAUUGCAACAAGGCGGAGACACUUUCCGGUGGUGAUGCUCGAACAAUCAUCAGUUACAUGACAGAAUCGAAACGUAGAGAGCCUGAUUUAUUUUUCCAGUACAAGACUGAUGGGAGAGGGCACCUGACGGGACUGCUCUGGUGUGACUUUCAAUGUCAGAUGGAUUAUAGAGCAUUUGGUGAUGUCGUCGUGUUUGAUGGCACGUACAAAACGAAUCGAUAUAACCUGACCCUUGUUCCUUUUGUUGGGGUGAAUCACCAUAAAAGCACGGUUCUUUUUGCCUGUGGAAUUCUUUCUCACGAGGAUACUGAGUCGUAUGUGUGGCUGCUUAGGUCAUUCUAUGAUGCCAUGAUUCAGAAGCAUCCGGUUUCUGUGAUCACCAAUGGAGACCGUGCUAUGCAGAAAGCAAUCAGUAUUGUGUGGCCGAAUUUAUCGCAUAGGCUAUGCGUAUGGCAUAUUGAGGAAAUGGAUAGCAUUCUUGGCAAAGGAGAAGUUAUAGAUAAGGACUCAUGGUUGUACCAGAUGUAUGAGAUGAGGGAAAUCUGGUGUGCGGCGUAUCAUGCUGGUAAGUGCUACUUAGGACUGAGGAGCAACCAGCGUAGUGAGAGCCUACACUCUAGGAUUCAGUUUAAUCUAGAUCGGAAAAUGACAUUGUUAGAGCUGAUACAGCACGUUGACCACUGUCUUUCAAAGUUGCGCAGUAAUGAAGCGUAUCUGGACUUUCAAGCAAGUUCUAAGCCAUGCUUACAACCAGAUGCUUCAACUAUUGAGAAAGAGGCUGCGAAUUUGUUCACACCAAGUGUUUAUUUUGCUGAUGUGCAGUACAGCGUAAAAGCAACCGACAAGUGUUAUUGGAUUGAGACUUAG
Molecule: messenger RNA, 3402 nt
Organism: Miscanthus lutarioriparius
Lineage: Eukaryota; Viridiplantae; Streptophyta; Magnoliopsida; Poales; Poaceae
Source: the annotation of a GenBank genome assembly